CUCUCUCGUGCUCUACGGGCGCGAGGCAGGUGAGUGUGCGCGUACUCUUUACCUGUAAACAAAGACAACAACACAUGGAAACGACUUAGGGGAUGCUGUUUCACUCAUAUCCGCUUUCAACACGACUUCAGACCAGGCUGCAGAUCAGAGCCUGAUCCAACAUCCAGAUACUCAUGGUGUUGUCACACGCCGCGCAGCAGGGCUUACACAUGUAAUAAGUUAACCAGAAAAACCAGAAACCAGAAGGCCGGCUCCUCCGUCAUCCUCCAGUAUGGCGAGCCAAGACCUGGUCAGCCCAUCACACGCCACUUUUGACCUCUUCAUCCAGGCCCAGACUUGUAAGGAUGUGAAGCAGCACUUUGCCCAGCUCUGCAAACAGCUGGAUAUAAACCCGAAAGAUUUCAGGAGCUUCUAUGCUACGUUAAAGGAAAGACUGAAUUACUGGAAGGCCAAAGCGCUAUGGACAAAGCUGGACAAAAGAGCAUCUCACCCGGAUUACCAGCAAGGGAAAGCAUGCACCAAAAACAAGUGUCUGGUGUUGGGUGCUGGACCAUGUGGGCUGAGGACUGCCAUCGAGCUGUCCCUGCUGGGGGCUCAGGUGGUGGUGAUAGAGAAGAGAGACUGUUUCUCCAGAAACAAUGUCCUCCACCUGUGGCCCUAUACCAUCGUCGACCUCCGCGGGCUCGGAGCGAAGAAGUUCUACGGCAAAUUCUGCAGUGGGUCUCUGGAUCACAUCAGCAUCCGUCAGCUGCAGCUCAUUCUAUUGAAAGUGUCACUCCUCCUCGGGGUGGAGGUUUAUACCGGAGUGGAGUUUCAGGGCUUGAUUGAACCCUCAGGAGACAACGGGUGGAUGGCAAAGCUGCAGCCCGGGUCUCAUCCCGCUGCAAACUUCCAGUUUGACGUCUUCAUCUCUGCUGGAGGAGGCAGGUUUGUCCCUGAUGGUUUUAAGCACAAAGAGCUGAGGGGAAAACUGGCCAUCGGCAUCACAACAAACUUCGUCAACAGAAACACGACUGCAGAGGCCCAGGUUCCAGAGAUAAGUGGGGUAGCUCGAAUCUAUAAUCAGAAGUUCUUCCAAGACCUUCUCACUCAGACAGGUAUCGAUCUGGAGAAUAUUGUCUACUAUAAGGAUGACACCCACUACUUUGUCAUGACUGCCAAGAAGAAGAGCUUGCUGAAGAAGGGGGUCAUUAAACAGGAUUUCAGUGAUGCAGACGAGCUGCUGGCUCCUGCUAAUGUGGAUUUCGAGGCUUUGUGUCGAUAUGCACACGACGCUGCCGUUUUCUCCACAGGUGGCAAGCUGCCUGACCUUGAAUUCGCUAAAAACCCCUCAGGUCAGCCAGACGUGGCCAUGUUCGACUUCACCUGCAUGCACCGAGCUGAGAAUGCCUCUCUGGUCAGGGAGAGGAGGGGGAAGAAGCUGCUGAUGGGUCUGGUGGGAGAUUGCCUUGUGGAGCCUUUCUGGCCUUUGGGUACGGGGAUCGCUCGAGGGUUUUUGGCUGCUUUCGACACGGCGUGGAUGGUGAGGAGCUGGGGCAUGGGGGUCCCACAUCUCAAGGUCCUGGCUGAGCGAGAAAGCAUCUACCAGAUCCUAUCUCAAACCACACCAGAAAACACAAGCAAGAACUACUCUCAGUACAGCAUCAACCCCAAAACACGCUACACCAGUGUCAACCUGUCUGCCAUCCACAGCAACCAGGUGCAGCACCUUUAUGACGCCGACAAAUUCAAUCCCUCGAUCAAGAAACAGAAGAGCGGCUUGGCUCCCAUGCGUCAAGAUUCAGUCAGCGGUUUUGAAGAGUUGUUAAAAUGGUGCCAGAAACACACGGCGGGUUAUGAGAACGUGAACGUGACAAAUUUCACUCAGUCCUGGAGGUCUGGACUUGCUCUGUGUGCCCUGAUCCAUCACUUUAGACCUCACCUCAUUGACAUGUCUUCUCUGGAUGAGUCCAACGCUGUUCACAACAACCAGCUGGCCUUCAGCAUCCUGGAGAAAGAGCUCGGCAUUCCUCCCGUCAUGUCCGCUGGAGAUUUAGCAAACAGCGGACAGAUAGACAAGCUAUCCAUGGUGCUCUACCUCACACAGGUGCAGAAGGCCUUCACUGUGAAGAGAAAGGACUCUCCCGGCUUCCUGCCAUCCUCCAAACCCCUCACUCUCUCCCAGACACAGUCAGCUGUCUUCUUCCUGAACAAGCUCAAGCACAACUCUCUGCAAAGACGCAAGGACAAGUUAGCAUCUGAGAAAAAAGGGAGAGAAAGUGAGAAAAGGAUGGGAGAUGAGGACAACACGGUGGUGCCUCCUCUGUCCCCCGAGCUUACUCCCACACGUGAUCCAACUCCCGACGCCGAGCCGGACUCUGUCUCUGGUUUGUCGAUGACCAACAGCGAGGAGUGUUACUUCUGUGGUCAGAGGGUCUACCUGCUGGAGCGGAUCAGCGCGGAGGGAAAGUUCUUCCAUCGGAGCUGCUUCACCUGCCACAAGUGCAGCAUCACGCUCAGACUGGGAGGAUACACCUUUGACCAGGCUACAGGGAGGUUUUACUGCGAGCUGCACUCUGAAGAGCUGGAGCUGGGAACCGGGGCAGAGCCGUUGCGUGAGGAAACUCAGAAAGAGAAGAAUGAAGAGAAUGGGCUCUCCAGUGAUGAAUACACUCUGUCUCCAUCUGAUGAGGAGUUUGAGUAUACUCUGGAUAUUGGUACCUCUGGUCACACACAUAAACCUGAAAAAGAAGAUGUGUCUGAAUCUAAAGACAAAUCUGUAGAACCGUCAGAAGCUUCCAUAGAUCCUCCAUCUAAAUCCGUUGAGGAGACAGAAGAGCUCAUCCAAACCCCUGUCCCUAAACCUCGCAUCUCUCGACAUACGACACCCAGCCCUCAGCCCUCUCCUCCAAUUGCAAAACCUCGCACGAUCCACCUUAGCAACCCCCUGACUCCAGAAAAACAACUGCCCCAAACUACAAAACAGAGGUCUAAGUCGGUCCCAGACUCCCGUCCCAAGCAGUCGCUCCGAAAGCUCCAGCUUACCGAUGAGGAGAAAAGCCAGCUAGUGAAUCUGCAGAGCUUCAGUGCCGACUCGGACUCUGAAACCCCCGGCGGAUCCUCCUCUUGCUCGUCAUCCUCUGCCACAGCAGGAGGUCCGAGCCCCCCGAAGGCAGAGGGCCUGGACGGGCAGGAGGAGGAGGGAUACUGGAGCGGGAGCACGGCCGGACACGUACGGGAGAAGAGGAACCGACGCUGCUUCAGGAGGAAAGAGAUGCCAGAGGGACAGACGAGAGUGAGGUCGAAGUUUUCUCCAUGGAAUCUGUCGUCUCCAAGGAUCAGCAGAGACACAAGGCUUAGCGUUCACAUCAACCAUCCAGGGAGAGUGGAAACAACGUUCAGACACAUUCAUAGCACCUCAGAAGAAGGCAUCGAUGGAGAUGAUGACGAUGACGAUGACGACGAUGAGAUGUUUGGACAAGAUGAUAUCGAUUUAUUCAAUGAGAAAUUUCAGUCGCUGCCGUCAGACCCUCUGGAGGCAGAGAAGCUGGAGUUGAUGAAGCUGAGGACGCUAGAGCGGCGAGCAAAGAUGAGUGAGUUACAGCGACUGAGGAAAGCUCAGUCCAUCCAGAGGAGGCUGGAGGAGAUCGAGGUGACCUUCAAAGAGCUGGAGGGUAAAGGAGUGGAGCUGGAGAGGGCCCUUCGAGGGGAAGCUGGCAGUGGCGGCUCUUCUGAGAUGAUCGAGCAUUGGAUCCAGCUCGUCCACGAGAAGAACGCACUGGUUUCUGAGGAGUCUGACCUCAUGGUGGCGUCUCGACAGCUGGAGCUGGAAGACAAGCAAAGCAUGCUGGAGCUGGAGCUCAGAAAGUACAUGGAGCUGACGGACAAAACGUCGGAGCAGCAGGCGGAGGAGGAGCGUGUCCUGCAGCAGAUGAUCGAGGUGGUGGACAUGAGGGACUCGCUGGUGGCGUUCCUGGAGGAGAAGAGGCUGAAGGAGAUCAGCGAGGAGCAGGAGGCUUUCUCCAUCAGGGAGGCUAAACGUCACUCCAAGGCAGAAGCUCAGGUUCACUGGGCGUAGGGCUCUUCACACAAACACAAACUGUUCACAUUCAAACUCCACGGUAGAUUCCCUUCACGUCUACUGUCUGUGCGACUCGCUGCUUUCAGACUCUGAACCUGAAACUCUGGAAAGCCAAAGAUGAAGCGUGGCGGAGGGUGACCCACCACAAGCUGUCUCUUUUCAUCCAACCAGGAUGAAGAACUGAGGCUUAUUGUCACCCACAGGCAGAAGGAUUUUCAGCUGCAAUCCACCCCCUAGAGGGAGACAUAAGCCUGGAGAUGUGCAGCUUUAAGCUGAGGCUGCAGACACUGUGGGGUCACUGCAGCAGACCGCAUAUGAAACAGGACCCCCCGUGUCUCCUGAACUAUUUCACGACCUUCAUACAGCAGAUCUUCAUCACAGCUUGGAAACUUCUGAUUUUUGUGCAAAGGCUGACUGAGCGACAUUAAAAUCACGUCAUGCAGAAAUUAGCCUAGGAGCUUGGAGACCGAUGGAUGCUGUUUUUGAGGAAAUACAUGUUUUACACGUUUCAUCAAGAAAAAGUGCUACUGUACACAAUGACAUACUAAUAAACAUAUCAUAUUCUA
Molecule: messenger RNA, 4626 nt
Organism: Cheilinus undulatus (humphead wrasse)
Lineage: Eukaryota; Metazoa; Chordata; Actinopteri; Labriformes; Labridae
Gene: mical1
Product: microtubule associated monooxygenase, calponin and LIM domain containing 1
Exons: 25
Coding region: 272-4057 (1261 amino acids)
Molecular function (GO): protein binding
Source: RefSeq, a predicted model, not a curated record